Letharia columbiana is the source of this 5448-nucleotide messenger RNA. RefSeq lists its product as uncharacterized. The coding region runs from base 1 to 5448 and encodes 1815 amino acids. Gene Ontology annotation, molecular function: nucleic acid binding. The transcript has 2 exons. The record is from RefSeq and is a predicted model, not a curated record. NCBI's taxonomy places the organism in Eukaryota, Fungi, Ascomycota, Lecanoromycetes, Lecanorales, Parmeliaceae.
AUGGCUUACCAUUUCGAUGGGAAGGCCAUCUUUUCUACGUGCAACGGCGAAUAUGCUCGACGCGAAAAGAUCCCUAGCAUGCGAACCAUCCUCAGAUCUAAUCCCAUCGAAGACCAGCAGACUAUGGUAUCAAAGCUUCAGAAAGACUUUCCAGAAGUAUGUAAAGCGAUCACUGCGCCGGUUACGGACACGGACGUGUAUGAAUACUUUGACUACUGCGACGCUGCGGUCCAUGGCUUUGAGUUCCUUCGCGCAGUCCUGGAGUACAUUGCCGGACUCAAUGCAAGCGUCAGCGCCCAAAAGGCAACGAGGGUCCAGGAUUAUGUGGGCCGUUGGAAAAGCGCCAAUAGUGAAGCCUUCACAUACAUACGACCUUACCAUGCUCUCACCGACCUCUUUACCAAGGAGGACAUCGAAGAGCAUGGGAUUGAAUUCCUAACAGAGGCGAUGAUGCAGAUCAGAAAUCUGAAAAAGCAAGAAGACCACGAUGAAGCUCGUCAAAGCGCACUUCGUCUCCAGAUACAACAUGCACAUAUGAUGCACAACCAACGCAGUUUCACACAGUUACAAGCGCCAGCGCGGUCCCCGUUCCCUAUAAAACUCUCCGCUGCGCAGGGCAUGAGAGCAAGCUCCAAUCCAGAGCACGGUCAGCCUCAACAGCAAGGAGGUUUAGUUCGCCACUUGCCUGGGCCUCCAGGCAAAUGCCCAACUUCGCAAGCACGUUUUCCUCUCCCACGUCUCACGCCAUCAACAGAGGUCUUAGAACAUGUCUAUCCCGGAAGCACAAGCCGUGGGGACUUCCAUAGUGAUCCCAUAACUCACUACGCCAUGGAUGCCCACAUUUCCUGGCCUCCGGAUAGUCAUGUCGCCAUACCGUCUCGAGGUCUUCCUGGUCCGUUCAGUUACCACCCACUGGCCCCUCCGACCCAACCUGUUCCGCUCCUUAGCCGUAUAGGAACUUUCGAUGGUAAUCUUCCCAAGGGAAAGAAGAACCCCAAGAAAACUUCCUCAGACGAUGCCCGAAUGGUGUCCAACACGGAAAAUGGCCCACGUCAGGCAUCCAAUGGUGCAAACCCGAAGCGAUCUUUUGCUCUUCAGAACAUACAAUUGCCAUUCUAUCCUCGAUCGCCUGAUGCCAUACCGUUGGGCCAAGAAAUACGCCCUUCUUCAGGAGGUGUGCCAUAUUCUGGUUACUAUCAACAACCCAACUUGCCUCCAGGUCACAACUCAGGCAACGGCCAGGAGACAUUUCAUCACCCGCCUGACUAUGGACAGAUGUCAAUGCAACCUGCAAUGGAGGGUCGUUCACGUGUAGUGUCGAACCCUUACUCGCCAGCUGUGCAUGAACUACAGGGACCAACCCAAGAUCCGCGUCCCACAGUACUAAACCUUCCCAUACCAACUAAUGUGCGGCACCAAGGAGCCAGUGCAAAGGGACAAGCGUUCGAAGAGAACGCCGGCUUUGUUUCGACACAGGUGCGACCACACCACUCCCAGCCGCUAGACCCACACGCCUUUGGACACCAACUUCCAGAUCGUCAAAUGGACGCUCAAGAUCGACAAGACCCGAUCCCAGAGUUCCAGAGACCCGCGCUCGCCCCCAUGCCAAACGCUAGUCAACCCCCAUUUCCGCGAACCCCAGAGCGUUCAAGGGCAAAUGAAAAUCCUAGACGUCCAGUGCAGGAGGGCUGCACGAUCUGGAUCGGUGGACUACCAAAGGACUUCGACAAAGCUGCUGUGAUGCAUCUACUUAGACCGUGUCGAGGGCUCCUUGACGUUAGUGAGCCCAGGGAAUCUUCGCCAGUAAAAUAUCACAUUAAUCGUUCAUUUGCAUUUGCAGAGUAUGUUAUACCCGUCAGCAACAUCGUACGCAGUACUAACGUCAGCAACCACAGCUUCCAGAGCCCUGUUGAUGCUGCCGAAGCACUGGAACGUCUACCUCAAACGCGAUUUGCGAGCUUACCCGAAGGAAGUUUCCUCAGUACAAACUACCCCAGGCCCAAGUUGUACGCGUCACCAGGCCACUAUCAGCAUGGAAGCGACGGAGAAUCGAAGCGGCCAGUAUCCAAUGUCUCGCCAACACAGUCAUGCAAGGGCGAAGACUCCACUCGUGUAGGGAAAUCAAAAAUUGAACAUGGCCGCAAAUCAUCGAAAGGUUCGGCUCGAGGGAAGAAACAGUCUACCAGCAGUUCGGAAGGAAAGACGGGAAUACCUUCUGAGCGUGUCAUUGCAGUGGACGUGGGCCAGAAGGAGUCAGGCCUACAGCCUCAAGAAGCAGUUGCAAUUCCAGAUUCUUAUGGCAAAGCAGGAUCAACGGCCCAUGUGAGUCAGUCUGGUACAGACGGCCAAGUAGAUUCGAGACCAAUGAACCAGGAUCCCGCACUCGUUCAGCCAGGCGCCAGCGUAGAAAUGCAUGCCAAUCAGGCCUUUAAGUCUACCGGUGACGGGGUCGAGGAGAUCGUGUCGGCCCUCACUGCCAAGCCCCAAGUUCAGCAGGGCCACCAAGCUUCCAGCUCGAGGCACGCUGAAGGCCGCGCAAAAGCCCCCAAGAAAAAAUCUCAAGGUUCCAAUAAGUUGCCAGGGCCCGAUAUUAAAGGGUCGGAGCCUCCCUUGGUACAACCUGCCUCUGGGAAUUCGAAGCCAACAGCUCGGGCAAGGCCUUCUGCAAAUGAUGCUGGCAAAUUUCUGAAGAAAUCUGGCCGCUUGGAAGGAAAUAGAAAGCAAGGUGGGUCCGAGAUCGAAGCCAGCAACAUGAUAGCCCCUACAGUCCCUUUGGAAUCCGCUUUUACCUUACCGAAAGAUCUAGAAACCCCGGACCAGUCUUUUUUAGGCCGCAAUCCAACGGAAGAUGAUGGCGAACAGCCGAAGGCUUCCGUUGCUAAUCUCCCUAAACCCAGCAGUGGGGAGAACGAUGAAGCGGAGGUGUCGGAAACCGCACCUGCACCUGGACCAGGGACAUCUGCCGUGUCAGCAGUGCCUCUCGAGCCAAUAUCACAAGCAAUGAGACGAGAUGUCAGCAGUUCAACACAAGGAUCUGCAGACACCGGCCCGUCCAUCCUAAGCUCCACGACGCUGUCGUCUAGUACCCGGACUGAACGCUCGAACAGUAUUACGCAGGAGCCAUUGUCGCCUAUGGAUCAGGCAGCUUGUUCGUCGUCGGAGGCAACACUAUUUCCUGGUUUUCGCGAGGCUGGGCAGACUGCUAGAGAACAAAAAUCAGAACCCCUACCGAGCUUGGCGCCCUCCGAGACAGGGAAGGGCACCAAAGGUGUUCAAGGAGAAUUGCAAAACCCUUCUAACGUCGAAUCCGGAGGGUUCCCGUUAGGGCCGAUCGAAGAGAAUCCCGAGCAAGCUCCAAGCAUGUUGUUAAUGCAGCCUUCACCAUCGCCUUCCGAUCGGGCGAUUCUGAGGAGCCCAGCGCGCAAGCGUGCACCGUCAAUACCACCUCGAUCCAGUUCUCUAGCGGCGCCUUUAACACCGAUCAAGACACACCAGAAGAAGAAGCCUCGAAACUUCACACCUGUGAAGGAAGCACCUAGUGAAGACGAUAUGGGUACUCCCUCCAAGGUCACAGGUCUCGCCGUUGAAGGCACGAAGAUGGGUUCGAGUGUGCAGACAACGGGAAAUACGAAACUAAAUUUUGCUGUCUUGACUGUUGACACUGGGGCGCGCCCCCUGCUGACCGACAAAUCGAAGGACCUUCCCAAACCAGAGACUCCCUUCCUGAUGGACGAUGGAGUGAGAGUGGUCCCGCCAAAGAUCAGUCAUCAGACUGUGAUGGAGGUCUCGAACGCUGACCGGUACUACGCGCAGAAGAACAACUACCAAGUCUUCCAUCUGGUCAACGCGAUGCAUAUCAAUGCCACUUUCAACAGUCUCAACUCUUCCGAUCCGACAUCAACACAUUCUUCCGAAACGAGCACUUCCGAUCACGCCUCGACAAAGAAACAAAACAACGACCUUGAAACCAUUCUGAGGGAGGCUGGUUUUCGAAGCCUCUCUGGCACCAGCCCGUUCACAAUUAAAGACCCCGAACUGAUUUUGCUUGAAACCAUAGACGAGGGAGGGGACGCAUUGGAGAAACACGCCAACAAACAUGGGCCUAUGCUGUCUUGGGUUGACGAGAAAGGCAAAAUAGGACCAGGGAUGAGUUUGGAUGCAUGGACCAAGCAACAUGAAAUGAUCGAAGUUGUCAAGAAGGCAACUGCUGUGAAGCGACUUCUGGCUGGUUCGCCACCUUGGACCAAAAUAGAGUCACUGCGACAGCAACUUUCGCAAUUCGUCCAUCACUCGUUCUCAGACGCACAGGAGCAGCAGACCACAAAGGCGGAAGCUCAGUCAAUCCUGUGGGCCAAAGCGCUGCUGGACACAACUCCACAACGCGAUUCAUCAACCAGUGAGAUGCAAAAGUGGUCAAGAAAUGCCUCUCGUUUUGUGGAAAAGAAUGCUUCCGAGCCAUCGCCUGCUGACGCGGAGUGCCGGAAGGCUACAACCAAUAGCCCUGGCAAGUCGUCCCGAGGCACGCCCUCGCAGAAGCAACAGCAACAGCGUCGGCACCCAUUGCUUAUCAACAAGCCGGAUCCGCAAACCCUGGUCCGCGAGCUCGGGAAAGACAAGGAUGCCUUUCAGACUGCCAAUCCUGAAUCGGACAGUUCUCUCACAAGUGAACAUAGUACGGAAUCUGAACCUUCACCAAGCACCUUCGGCCGUCGAACUCCUUCUGAAGAGCGACUAACGCCAUCAGUAGCCCUCAUACCAUCUGUGGCUCUCAAUCAAGUCAGCAAGCUGAAAGACAUCUUCGCUGAAAUGGGGGAAGAUCGUCGACGUUGGUCUGAUGAUCGUUACCGGGUCAGCACCCCUCAAGAGGAGGACCGCAUGACAACGUCUGAUCCCCAGCUCAGACCCUUGGGUGGAGAGUUCGACGUGCGUAGAGUGACUGAGGUAAAGGAUGAGGAGCCGGAACCAGAGGUCAAGGAGACGGAGGACGAAGUGCAGCAGAAGCCUCAUGAGCAUGGGCAGAGGGAGAGCAAGGGCAAAGAGCUACGCAGUGAAAAUGAGAAGCAAGAUCAGAGCGUAACCGCCACGUCCGAAGAAACCAGGGAUUCUACAGCUGCUGGGUCAAAGGACACAGCUCCUGGAAAUUCAGAAGAUCCAACACAUCAGAAGCAGCUUUCCUGGUCGCUCGGAGUGUCUUUUCCAUCAUUCGACAGCAACUUUACGACCAGCAACGAAGGCAGUUCAGGAGAAGCGCACCACACGCAGCUAAGAGGUGGGCACAGCCCCCUAAAGCGAAGUGGCUACAAUGCUGUAGCUGGCCGGGGUAUCGAUGCAAAGCGAGGUGGAAGGAAGGAAGGAAGCAAGGAUCCUUGGGCGCUACCACAAGGGGAAAAGCCCUGGGGCAGUGGGGGGGAAGAGCGGGGUGAAAAGAAAAAGCGUCAGCGUCAAUAA